UCGGCGUGUGCGUGCUCGUUCUCGGCUACGCCUUGCUCGGCGCGUUCGCCUUCAUGGUCCUCGAGGGAGGUGUUAAAUCGGAUUCCGAAGUCGCGUCCUCGAAACCCGACGCAGGUGUGCACAUUCUACCAAAUCUGGAGAACGAUUCCGCUACAAUGGAGCUAAGAGCGCGCACCGUCGAGAAGCUCUGGAGCAUCACCGAGGAUCUGAACGUUCUCUACAAGGAGAACUGGACUCGCUUGGCGGCCCGUGAGGUUCUCGAGUUCCAGGAAAAUUUAGCCCGCGGUCUCAGGCGCACCUCGUCGGCUUACGAACCGUCAUUGCGAUCCCGAGAUCAUCACGCGGACAGACGCUUGCACAAUCGACGAUGGACGUUCAGCGGUAGCCUUCUGUACUCUCUGACGCUUAUCACAACCAUAGGAUACGGUAGCGUAGCGCCGCGCACGGUCUGGGGCCGACUGAUUACAAUAGUUUACGCCCUAGUUGGAAUCCCGCUGAUGCUGGUCUACCUCAGCACGGUGGGCGACGUGCUCGCGCGUAGCUUCCGUCGUCUGUACGGACGCGUAUGUCGACGGCCGCGUAACUGCGCCCGGAAGCAACAACCGCCGCCGCCGCCGCCGCCAGUCGGCGGUAUAAUGGGCAAGGCGUAUCGUUACGACAACCACGUGGAGACCAAAACGGGUAACUACUACUCGGCGAGCAGAGAGAGUUCCUGCGACGACCUCGGCAUUCGCGGCGCCGGCAGCGCUAUUCUUCUUGACUGCGGCAGCGAGGGUCUUCUGCACGCUACCACCAGCUCGACAGCCGCUCUUCAGGAUGUAACAACGGGCAACGGCAAACGGCACUUCCACCCGUGCUCGCUGUCCUUAUCGGCAACCUCGUCGCCGGCGUACAUGCUGGAAACCAAUCCGGUUAGGAUACCGAUCAGCCUGUGUCUGGCGAUAAUGCUGGUGUACAUAUGCGGCGGUGCGGUCAUGUUCAAUCGUCUGGAGGGUUGGAGUUUGCUGGAAGGCGGCUACUUCUGCUUCACCAGCCUGGGCACGAUUGGUUUCGGCGACCUGAUGCCAGUCGGACGAAACGCGCCCUCGGCUACUUUGGAGGAGCUAAGCCUGUGUGCCUGCUCGCUGUACAUUCUCGCCGGGAUGGGCCUGAUCGCCAUGUGCUUCAACCUCGUCCAGGAGGAGGUGGUACGCGUGGUCAGGGUCUUCGGUAGAACCUGCGGCAUGUCGUCGGGCGUGGUGGUCGGACCUAUCGGUAGUACAGGUAUCCCUGAUGAAGGCAUUCGGUGGGAAAAUCAGUAAUGGAGAAUCUUCCAUGAAAAAAAAAAGUAAAUGAAAGGAAGAACGUUGUGACAUGUUGAUUAUUUUGUCGACCAUCGCGCAUUAUUUGCGUUCAGGGAAACUGAAAAAAAAACUAUUUUAUAAAUAAAUAAUCAUCUCUACUUUGAUUAAUUUGCCAAAAACUGCCGUCAUUAUCGAUGACAACCGCGAAGAAACCGAGAAUUUUUGAAAGCUUUUACGGAAGGAACAGCAAUUAUGCAAUAUUUGUUUCCUCUUCCUCUUUGCAGCAGGCCCCACUUCUGGUCUCAAGGCCGAUCUCGACGACGGCGGCGGCACCAGCGAUUCACGACUGUCCGAACAGGAGGAGGAGGCGA
This is a messenger RNA of Pseudomyrmex gracilis, 1654 nucleotides long. RefSeq names its product potassium channel subfamily K member 18-like. Lineage: Eukaryota; Metazoa; Arthropoda; Insecta; Hymenoptera; Formicidae. Bases 54 to 1301 code for a protein of 415 amino acids. Gene Ontology annotation, biological process: potassium ion transmembrane transport; stabilization of membrane potential. Gene Ontology annotation, molecular function: potassium ion leak channel activity. The record is from RefSeq and is a predicted model, not a curated record. Gene Ontology annotation, cellular component: membrane. The transcript has 4 exons.